AUGCAUCUUGGCCAAAUCGAGUUACCGGUCACGUUCGGCGUGCCCGACAACUUCCGUAUAGAGAAGCUAACCUUCGAUGUUGCGGACUUCGAGACAGCAUACAAUGUAAUCCUAGGCCGCCCAAUGCUAGGAAAGUUCAUGGUUGUGGUGCGUUAUGCGUACCAGGUGCUCAAAAUCUCAGGUCCCAAAGGGAUCAUAAUAGUCAAGGGAGAUCAAUGUGCAAUGGUCAAGUGCGACAAGCAGAGCUUGGAGAUGGUCGAGCACUUCUACCAAAUAACGACUACCUCAAGGGACAUAGAAUCUAAACAUCUGAGGAUUCAAGCCACUGGCAAGAGCAAGGACAGUGCUAAGGACUCCAAGUUCGUGAGCCUCGCUGAUACUUUCAAGUCCGAUGACUCUACCAAGGAUGAGACCAACGACAGUGUCAAGUACAGGAAGGCUGAUAGUGGUACCAAAGGCAUUGCCCAUCGACUAGUCUGA
Phragmites australis (common reed) is the source of this 480-nucleotide messenger RNA. RefSeq lists its product as uncharacterized. The coding region runs from base 1 to 480 and encodes 159 amino acids. The transcript has a single exon. NCBI's taxonomy places the organism in Eukaryota, Viridiplantae, Streptophyta, Magnoliopsida, Poales, Poaceae. The record is from RefSeq and is a predicted model, not a curated record.